Penicillium bovifimosum is the source of this 2052-nucleotide messenger RNA. Its product is annotated as serine/threonine-protein kinase. The record is from RefSeq and is a predicted model, not a curated record. Gene Ontology annotation, molecular function: ATP binding; protein serine/threonine kinase activity. The transcript is spliced from 3 exons. Bases 1 to 2052 code for a protein of 683 amino acids. Gene Ontology annotation, biological process: autophagosome organization; protein autophosphorylation; autophagy. Gene Ontology annotation, cellular component: autophagosome; cytoplasm. Lineage: Eukaryota; Fungi; Ascomycota; Eurotiomycetes; Eurotiales; Aspergillaceae.
AUGGCCGUCGGCGUCGGGUACAUGACAAUAUCGCAUCCGCAACCCACGCUCACGCCCGUGCCCCGCAUGUCCCGUAUCUCCGAUCUCGUGCGAGACUCCAAGCUUUCCACCGAGUUCACUUCCGAGUGUACAACGCAUACGUUUUUCGGGUCGACACUUGUGCCAGGCAAGCGGCGCUCCCGGCGGCAAAGACAGGAAGAACGAUGGACCAAGUCCAAGCGCUUGGGACACGGAUCGUUUGGGGUUGUUUGGUUGGAGGAGUGCGUAGCAGGGAGGAUUGGCAGGCUGCGAGCUGUGAAGGAGAUUAGGAAGGAAACUGUGGGGUUUCAAGAGGAGGAAUAUAAUCGGGAGUUAGAGGCGAUUGCUAAAUUCUCGCAUACUCGGUAUGAUGACUUCUUUGUUCGGUCGUUUGGUUGGUUUGAGAGCCCGGAAUCGGUUUUCAUUGCUAUGGAAUACAUCAGACACGGGGAUCUCCAGCAGUACCUCAACCAGCCAUUGGCGGAAGAGGAGGCUAAGCAGAUAGUGUGCCAGAUUCUGGAGGGUCUUGAGUGCAUGCAUGACAAUGGAUUUGCACAUCGGGAUUUGAAGCCAAAGAACUUAUUUGUCGUCACUAGAGGCCCAAAUUGGUGGGUGAAAAUCGGCGACUUUGGACUCAGCAAGCGUGUCGAGCGAGGCACGACCGUGCUAAAGACAAUCAACGGUACGCCGGGGUAUAUUGCACCGGAAAUUCUCGAACAGAUGCUUGAGGUCGACGGGGAUGAUGAGUGCGGUUAUACAUUUACAGUAGACCUUUGGUCACUUGGAGUGACCACAUUCUACAUCUUGACUGGGAAAUUACCUUUUCCACGAAAUAAUGACCUUCUGAAAUAUGCCAGAGGCGACUCGAGCAUGGAAAUGCUCUGCGCAGGUCACAGUCAGAUCAGUCAAGAUGCAACUUCCUUUUUGAAAUGCAUCAUGGCAGCAAUGGCGCGGGAUCGGGGUACUGCGGAAGAAGCUUUGCGCCAUCCCUGGCUGCAGAGUGUACAGCAGACGUCGCUACCAGGAUCUCCCCUAAGUGGUGCCAAGGCAUCGACCCCAGGAGCCAUGUCUGAGUUGGGUCUAUCUGAAAGUUCCAGUGAAUCUGAGGUUGGGCCAGCAACGUGGACCACGAGGGUAACGUCCCGGUCAUCGUCUAGAAUGCCAGGCCGUGAUUUAUCGACACGAAGGAGUCGAGUAACCCGUUCUCGCAGCAGAGAUUCGAUUCCGUUGAUUAAGCUAUGGCUCGAAGAAGAUAGUCCAUCUAAUGCCGAGCGGUCGUCUGUUCGCUCUGAGGCGCGGCAUAGUCUUGAUUCAUACACCAGACAUCGUCCAUCCAUCCGAUCACCACCACGUCAACACCGCGUAUGGAAUGGAGAGCUAUAUGCUCACACCAAGUGUUUUAUGAGAACACCGGACGGGUGCGGAUGGGUCAGGAUGGACAAAGAUCUGAUUCGUCCUGAAGUCUUGCUAGCAUACAAGCAACCGUUCCAUGUGAAGGACGACUGCCUUUAUAUCGAAGGAGAGCUUCUGCAGGAAACGUUGGAUUUCUAUGUCGACGAAUCAUGGGAAUAUACCAAGCCCCAGGCGAAAGAGAUACUUGCUGACGUCCCGCCUUCCGCACAACCUCGGAGCAGGAAACCGUCACCGAGUCAGCAUCGGAACAAUCCAGAAUCAAAGGAUAAGAGCGCGAAGCUGAAAGUCCCGAGGAAGGGGGUCAGAUUUGACACUCGUCCUCCAGUUAUAUUAGAAGGUCCUUGGCGAAGACGAGAAACGAUCCCCUCCCAUGCGGAUUCAGACUCCGAUUCUAGACUAUCAUCAUGGAACCUCCUGCAUGAUACUGAGUCAGACAAUGAAGAGCUCGAAUGGAAUCGCUCAGAUUGGGACACCCAGGUACAUACAGGGGCUGGAUCACUGUCUGGGCUCCCGGCUGGGCCGCCUGGGAGCAUGAUGUAUGGCAGGUCGCAGCCGGGCCUUGGGCAGCGCGCAUAUGAGUGGUUGGAACGUAUUUUCUUGCCGGCUGAGAAUCAGUCAUGA